Molecule: messenger RNA, 378 nt
Organism: Stegodyphus dumicola
Lineage: Eukaryota; Metazoa; Arthropoda; Arachnida; Araneae; Eresidae
Source: RefSeq, a predicted model, not a curated record
AUGUUAUUCAAGAUCGCACCAUUCGACCUUCACCAUCCAAAACACGCGCUGGACAGUCAUUUCCUGAACCCAAAAACAGCUAAACAGGUGCGAAGUUUUCUUGGCCUCACUGGUUACUUUCGAAAAUUCAUUCAACAUUAUGCCAAAAUUGCAAAACCCCUCAGUGACUUACUACGUGAGUCCACUCCUUUUGAGUUUGGUCCUGCGCAACAGCACGCUUUCUUAAAACUGAAAGAAGCACUUUCCAGUGAUCCUGUUCUGCACCUUUAUCAACAAGGUUUACCGCUUCAACUUCAUUGUGACGCAAGUAAAUACGGUUACGGAUCUGUUCUCUUGCAACAAAUCACUGAUGUAAAAGUUUGCAAUGAGUUGAACUAA